UUAGUGGGCUAUUUGUUCGGCCGUUGAUUUUCGGUAUUUUGGCAGAUUUUUUUUUUCGGUAAAGUUGGAAAAAAAAACGGCCGAAUUUGCCGAUCGGGCCGAUUUUCGCGGCAAUGAUGGGCAAAUCGACCGAUUUUUUUUACUGAUAAAAAAAUCUGCACAUGAGCAGUGACCUGCAAGAGGAAGACAAAAAGAAGAAAAAGAAGAAGAGGAUGAAGAAGAGGAUGAUGAUGAAGAAGAGGAUGAUGAUGAUGAAGAAGAGGAUGAUGAUGAAGAAGAGGAUGAUGAUGAUGAAGAAGAUGAUGAUGAAGAAGAGGAUGAUGAUGAAGAGGAAGAAGAGGAUGAUGAUGAAAAAAGAAGAAGAGGAUGAUGAUGAAGAAGAAGAGGAAGAAGAAGGAUGA
Staurois parvus is the source of this 401-nucleotide messenger RNA. Lineage: Eukaryota; Metazoa; Chordata; Amphibia; Anura; Ranidae. The record is from the annotation of a GenBank genome assembly.